AUGCAGGACCAUACUUCCGUCUCCUUCAUCUCUCCAACAAAGCUCCAAACCAUCAACUGGCCAAAGCCUUCUGACUCCUCCGCCGAUGACACUCUCGUCAAAAGUGGGAACAGGACUGCUGAUGGGGAUGGGGAUGGUUUAGCAAAGAUCCACUUUGAGAGCCGCCCACCCAUUCGAGCAAGGCUUGUGAUCGGAGCUGACGGUUCUCGGUCUCGCGUCCGUUCCCUUGCACAUCUCCGCACCGUCGGAUGGCCGUACCACCAGCGAGGAGUGAUCGCGACUGUCGAUCUCGCCUCCCCCAGCAUCACAGCCUGGCAGCGGUUCCUCCCCUCGGGCCCUCUCGCCCUCCUCCCCCUGGGUGAUCGUUUCAGUAAUGUCGUGUGGUCGACCACCGAAGAACACGCCCUUAAGCUACAGUCCAUGACCCCAGAAGAAUUUGCACAUGCUGUUAACGAGGCGUUCAGUAAAGAGUUUCCAGCGCCUGGGUUCUCUCAAGAGGGGUUGAAGCUGCCUUCUGUUCUUCGAUCUGCUGCUUCUGUAGCUGGUGCUGGUGCUGGUGCUGCAGCUGCCGCUGCUGCUGCAGCUUCGGGUGCUGUUUCUUCUGCUGCUGCAGCAGCAGGGAAAUCACUCAUAUCCGCUAUUGCAUCUGCAGCCUCCCUAGAAUCCCUUGUGACACAAUCUCCCAUUAAUCCCUUUUACAGGUCAAGCGCUUCGGACAAGUUUCAUAUGCCCCCGGCAGUUUUGUCUGCCCAAAGCAAGGUUCUUUCGUUCCCGUUGUCGCUACAGCAUGCAGGCUCUUAUGUUGCACCGAGAUGUGUUCUUGUGGGGGAUGCAGCACACACGGUGCAUCCACUGGCAGGUCAAGGAGCCAAUCUGGGCUUUGGAGAUGUUACAGCACUUGUAACGGUGCUAGAAAAGCUGGUGGAAGUCGGAGAGGACAUUGGAGAGGUGCAGCUCUUGAGGUCAUAUGAACGGGAACGUUUGGGAGCCAAUAUUGCCAUGAUGGGAGCCAUGGACUCAUUGAAGCGAGUGUUUGCUACCAACACAUUCCCUUUGGCGAAUGCACGUAGUUUAGGGCUAUCCAUCCUCAAUGCGUCGCCAUUGGCCAAGGAGAAGUUUGCUGCAUUUGCAUCAGGCACCAUCCUUUAG
Molecule: messenger RNA, 1149 nt
Organism: Closterium sp. Yama58-4
Lineage: Eukaryota; Viridiplantae; Streptophyta; Zygnematophyceae; Desmidiales; Closteriaceae
Source: the annotation of a GenBank genome assembly